UUACGAAGUAACGUCGAGAGCUAAUAUGAACAUAGGUUGACAUAAACUUCUAUAAACCUCACGUGAGAAGUUGGAUUCCCCAUUUCAUAUGUUGUCGGAAAAUAAAAGAGAUUUGAAACAAUAAUUUGGCUUUUGUACGAACUACGAGGAAUGACUUUCCUUCAGAGACGCCGGAGAUGAAACGCUCCUCAAUUGUUUUUCCCUCUUGUUUUCUCACACUACAGGGUUCCUCCAUCUCCUCAUCUCUCCUUCUAUCCACUUUCCUCUCCGACAACAAAUCAGCUGAAUUUCAGGCGAGUUGAUUGGUUUCUGCCACACAAGUUUGAUCAUAUUUUGAGAGGAAAUGGGGUAUAUUGGUGCACACGGGGUUGCAACACUGCACAGAUACAAGUACAGUGGUGUUGAUCACUCUUAUGUUGCCAAAUAUGUGCUGCAACCCUUUUGGAGUCGCUUCGUUAGUUUCUUUCCACUAUGGAUGCCUCCGAAUAUGAUCACACUUAUGGGAUUUAUGUUUUUGGUCACAUCAGCAGUUCUUGGUUAUGUAUAUUCUCCUCAUUUGGACUCAGCUCCCCCAAGGUGGGUUCAUUUUGCGCAUGGAUUGCUUCUAUUUCUUUAUCAGACUUUUGAUGCGGUUGAUGGGAAGCAAGCACGGAGGACAAAUUCCUCAAGUCCACUGGGAGAACUUUUUGACCAUGGAUGUGAUGCACUUGCAUGUGCGUUUGAAACCUUAGCAUUUGGGAGCACUGCCAUGUGCGGAAGAUCUUCUUUCUGGUUCUGGGUACUUUCAGCUGUUCCCUUUUAUGGUGCAACGUGGGAACACUUCUUCACCAAUACUCUAGUUCUUCCUGUUGUAAAUGGACCUACUGAGGGUCUCAUGCUGAUUUAUUUAUGUCAUUUUUUCACAACCUUUGUGGGUGCUGGGUGGUGGACUCAGCAGUUCGGGAAGUCCAUACCAAUUUUUAGUUGGGUUCCUAUUUUUCAUGAUAUCCCUACGUUCAGGGCUGCACUGGUUUUAUUGGCUGCUUUCGGGGUCAUUCCUACAAUUGCAUUCAAUGUGUACAAUGUUUGCAAGGUUGUGCAGGCAAGAAAAGGAAGCAUGCUUUUAGCAUUGGCUAUGCUUUACCCAUUUCUAGUGCUUGUCGGAGGAGUCUUAGCAUGGGAUCAUUUGUCACCUUCUGACAUUAUUGGAAGCUAUCCCCAUCUGGUUAUAACUGGAACUGGACUUGCUUUUGGAUUCUUAGUGGGUAGAAUGAUUCUAGCCCACCUUUGUGAUGAACCCAAGGGCUUGAAAACUGGAAUGUGCAUGUCACUAUUAUUUCUUCCUCUUGCCAUUGCAAACACUCUCACAGCAAGGCUUAACGACGGGGUACCUUUAGUUGAUGAAAGUCUGGUUGUUCUUGGUUAUUGUCUUUUUACUGGUGCUCUGUAUUUGCACUUCGCAACUUCAGUCAUUCAUGAGAUCACCACUGCCUUGGGAAUCUAUUGCUUCAGGAUAACUAGGAAAGAGGCUUAAAGUUGGCUGCAGUUUUCUUUAGGGUAAGGCAGGCUCGUACAACUGAGUUUUCAUUCUUAUGUUCAAUCUCACAUUAGAGUUGAUGAUAUUCAAAACUUCAUUACUAUUGUUGUUAUUUAUUAUUUAUUGUUCUUUUUUUCUUUUUGUUUUGUUUCUUAGCUGAGAAACAAAUCUUGCAUUAUUCGGACUUUAAUUGAUCUUUUUUUGGAUGAAAUUGAUGAAGAUAGUUUUGAGUUCAGAGAUUGUUUUUCAAUUCAUCCCAUACUGUCAUGGGCGGAUCUAUUAAGAGGCUAGAGGCACGUGCUCCCCUCACAUUCUCGAUUUUUGUAUUUUAAUAUUAAUUUUGAUGGGUUAAAUUACAAUAUAUGUUAAAUAAUACAUUAUUAUUACUAUAUUCUGCUUUUAGUAUAGUGGUUAUGUCCCUAUUAAAAUCUCAA
This is a messenger RNA of Cucumis sativus (cucumber), 1950 nucleotides long. RefSeq names its product choline/ethanolaminephosphotransferase 1. The coding region runs from base 344 to 1513 and encodes 389 amino acids. Lineage: Eukaryota; Viridiplantae; Streptophyta; Magnoliopsida; Cucurbitales; Cucurbitaceae. Gene Ontology annotation, cellular component: membrane. The record is from RefSeq and is a predicted model, not a curated record. Gene Ontology annotation, molecular function: phosphotransferase activity, for other substituted phosphate groups. The transcript is spliced from 19 exons. Gene Ontology annotation, biological process: phospholipid biosynthetic process.